CCAGACUAAGGAUCGGGGUCGCGCAAUCAUGGCGUCACGAAGACAUCGUCGCGGCCUGACGCAAGACCAGAGGCGGACCGGUCUCGUGACGUCAUCGCCGCGCCGUCGCGGCUGUGACGCGCUGGCCCCGGUCGGGCCGCGCCGGGACAGGACAGGGCGGCAGCAACGGCGCGCCUGGCCCGGGAUGGCGAUGUUCCGUAGCCUAGUGGCCUCGGCACAGCAACGGCAGCCUUCUGGCGGGCCUGCGAGUGGAGACAGCGGCCUGGAGGCGCAGUAUAGCUGCCCCAUCUGCCUGGAGGUCUACCACCGGCCCGUGGCCAUUGGCAGCUGCGGCCACACGUUCUGCGGUGAGUGCCUCCAGCCGUGCCUACAGGUACCCUCCCCAUUGUGUCCUCUGUGCCGCCUGCCCUUUGACCCCAAGAAGGUGGACAAAGCUGCACACGUGGAGAAGCAGCUUUCAGCGUACAAGGCACCCUGCCGGGGCUGUAACAAAAAGGUGACGCUGGCCAAGAUGAGGGUACAUGUUUCCUCGUGUAUGAAGGUCCAGGAGCAGAUGGCCAACUGCCCUAAAUUUGUCCCCGUGGUGCCUACGUCGCAGCCCAUCCCCAGCACCAUCCCCAACAGGUCCACCUUCUCCUGUCCCUACUGCGGUGCCCGCAACCUGGACCAGCAGGAACUGCUGAAGCACUGCGUGGACAACCACCGCAGUGACCCUAACCGAGUGGUGUGCCCCAUCUGCUCGGCCAUGCCUUGGGGCGACCCCAGCUACAAGAGUGCCAAUUUCCUGCAGCACCUUCUCCACCGGCACAAAUUCUCCUAUGACACCUUCGUGGACUAUAGCAUUGAUGAAGAAGCUGCCUUCCAGGCCGCCCUGGCCCUAUCUCUCUCUGAGAACUGAAGACUCCGCAGCUCAGUCUCCAGGGACAGUGUCCAGCUCACCUGCAUGGAAUAUGCCUGGCAGGCCAGGUGGUGCACCAUCCAAGCCUGUCAGAACCAGGAGAGACUGCUGUCCCCACACCAGCAGAGGGUGGCCACUGGCCCCUGGCUAAAUGUUGAAAACCUGUCUCUUCGGUGCUUCGGGCCAAGCAGAUGCCCCACAGUGCGGGCUAUGGGGACUGAGAGCAGUCAGCUGUCUUGUUUGUGUCAAAGCCAUGGUGUUCUUCCCACAUGGAGAAGGACCUGCUGGCCCGCUGCUCAGCAGAAACACUGGAAGGAACCCUGGACACAUCUGGCACCGCUUCUACCGUACACAUUUCGUACCGGCUUUUGUGAUACCUAGAGAUUCUGGCAUUUUUCUAUAUUAUCCAGUGUGACAACCUUUUCAUAUUUUAUAGAGCAAAGACAAAGCAGUUACUCUUCAUAUUGCAAUACCUGUGUUUGACUAGGAACAAUAGUAUUUUUAUGGAACAUUUACAAGAUUAUAUAUUUUUAAAAAAAAAAAACACAAUCAAAAAUGAAACUGGGACAGAUCAGUGCAGAGGAAUAUGGGUCCAGCCAUGAGGGUGGCUGAGGCAGCCGGGCCAUCCUGGUGUGUGUCAGGGCACCAGAGUUUCCCAGAGUGCUGUGGUAUCCAACCACAAAGUGGGCAGGUGCUGGGUCUGCUCCAGGAGACUCAGACCACUGGACAUAGGGGGGGCUCCUCUUGGAAGUCCUGGAAUCUCCUGCUGUUGCCCCUCUGAGGCUGACUGUGUCCUGCCUCUAGUAGAGGAAGGGUCAGGCAGAGCCAGGAAAGAGUUGUCAGUUGUCAUUCAGCUCAAGGCUUAAAUUAUUGUUGUCUUUAAAAAUAAUAAUAAAUCCUUUCAAAGGAUCUAUAGCAACCUG
Messenger RNA from Erinaceus europaeus (western European hedgehog), 1821 nucleotides. It is a transcript of the gene RNF166, whose product is annotated as ring finger protein 166. The coding region runs from base 29 to 898 and encodes 289 amino acids. NCBI's taxonomy places the organism in Eukaryota, Metazoa, Chordata, Mammalia, Eulipotyphla, Erinaceidae. Gene Ontology annotation, biological process: ubiquitin-dependent protein catabolic process; protein polyubiquitination. Gene Ontology annotation, molecular function: ubiquitin protein ligase activity. The record is from RefSeq and is a predicted model, not a curated record. The transcript has 6 exons.